Molecule: messenger RNA, 1689 nt
Organism: Andrographis paniculata
Lineage: Eukaryota; Viridiplantae; Streptophyta; Magnoliopsida; Lamiales; Acanthaceae
Product: transcription repressor OFP13
Exons: 2
Coding region: 1-990 (329 amino acids)
Biological process (GO): negative regulation of DNA-templated transcription
Source: RefSeq, a predicted model, not a curated record
AUGCAGAGCAGGAUAGAUGUAUGUGUGUCGAGGAAAAUCAUGAAGAUCCCUUCCAUUUUGAAGAAGCCCAAGCAGCGGCUGCAACAAUGGCAAUGGCCAGCAGCAAGAGCCUCGUGCAAGCACCCCAGGACCCUUUCUUUCCGAGCUGCUGGAGGCCGAUCCGCCGACGAUGUCUACAAGACCCUCAACUCAGUCUUCCUCGACCCCUCCACCUCCUUCCAUCAUGAAACCCCCGAUUCCUGGUGGACGACGACCUUCACCAACACUUGUACUACUACUACUACUACUACUACUAACAAUAACAAUAACAAUAAUUCCUCCGACUCUGGUCAUGGUCAUGAUCAUGACCAGUCGUCCUCCAUUGAGACAAUCAUCCGGCGGGUCAAGCUGUCGUCGGACCGGCUCUUCUUCAAGCCCGAGCGGACCAGCUCCAUCCUUGACAAAGCUCAUGAUCAGAUAGAGUUAGAAUUAGAAGCAGAAGAAGCAGCGAUCAGGACGGCAUCAUCAAGGACAUCAUCAUCAUCAGAUGAAGAUGAUGAUGAUCUGCUGGUGCUGCUGCCGCCAUUCAAGGAGAGCGUGGCCCUAGCGGUGGAGUCGGAGGACCCGUACACGGACUUCAAGAGAUCGAUGCAGGAAAUGGUGGAGACCCACGGGCUGGUCAAGGACUGGGACUGCCUGGAGGAGCUGCUGGGCUGGUACCUCCGGAUGAACGCCCACGCCAACCACGCCCUCAUCGUCGCCGCAUUCCUCGACUUGCUGCUCCUGCUGCAGCACCAGCACCAGCACCAGCACCGACUAGCAGCUGUAGACAGCGCUACUACUUCAUCGGAUCUCACGUCCUGCUACUCUUCUGCGGAGUCCUGCUUCUCAUCACCGGGGGAUCACCAUCAUCAGCUGGAUCGUCCUCAUCAUUUGGGAGUGGGGGAUAAUUAUAUUGACGAGGAUCAUGUGGAUGUACUACUUGGAGGAGCUGCAGCAGGUGGCCGCUAGCUGGGUGUAAUACGUUGUAACUUGCAUUGUACAUUACUAAUUGAUUGGUCGAUUCAUUAAUUAAUGAGAAUCACAUGACAUGAACUUCAAACGCAUCAGCCGUGUCCGUGUGUGUGUGUGUAUUCAUUGCAGGAACCAACACUACUACUGCAGGUGACUACCGUACGUAUGUAUGUAUGGUAUUUUUGUUGGUAGCCAACGACGACUACCCAUACUAGCUCGGUCGGUCUUAGGGUUGAAGAAGAAACCAGUGGGGGGGCGGGGGCGGGGCGGGAUAUAGAUGUAUUAUUUGUUAAUCACCAUGACAUGACAGACACAGCCGCACUGCUGGAUUAGCUUAACUUAGCUAGCUAGUGGCGCCAUUGCUUGCUUGCUUGAGUCGAAUCAACUUGGAUCAUGCCAUGUCCGCUAUAAAGUCUGGAUUGCAGAUAGACAGACAGACAGAUAGAUAGUGUGCAAGAGGGGGAGGGCAGGCAGGCAGAGGUUGAGAAAGGUGAGGGUACGAACAAACCGAAGCAAAGCAAAGCCAGCCAGCAAAAGGGACCCCAACCCCAACCCCAACCCCAUUUGGUACCUACCUUCCUACCAACCUAAUUCUCAACCGCUUCCUCCUCCUGCCAAUAUACACUCUGGUGCAAUGAAUGCUACAUGUGUAGUGUUUGACAAGGAAACACCAGCAGCAGACACUGAGGAGACUCC